GCCCAACAGCGGCUGUAGUACGCGGCCGCGCGCGCCAAUGAGCGCUGGGGCGGGGAGGAGGGGUCGCGAGCGGCGGAGUGGAAGGCGCUCCGCGGAGCGCCCCCCUCCCCCCGGGUGGCUCAGCCUAUCCCGGCUGGGCCGCGCUGGGCUCGGCGCGGCGCCCUGCCCUGCGCGGGACGGGGAGGUCAGCCCGGGCAGGGGGAGGGGAGCCGCAAGGGCAUGGGCUGGCGCUGAGCGCCGCCGGAGGGAAGCCUACGUGUGUGUCUCCCUGUGUUUCAGUAACUGUUUGUUGUUGGUCCUUUUUUUAUUAUUAUUUUUCCCCUUAAGGGGGAGGGGAGAAAAGCCGUCUCCCCGCUUCCCCCCCCCCCCCGUUCGCGCCGAUGGCUCUUAUCCCCUCGAGCCGUCCCUGAAAGAUCCCCCCGCCGCGGACCAGGUGACAUCCCCGCCUCCACGCGCGCUCACACACACACGCACGGGGGAGAGGCAGGGGAGCGCCCGCCUGCCAGAAAAUGGAGGGACCCUCGGGCUCCGCGGAGGAAGGGGAGCUGCCGCUCCUCACCGUCAAGCACGAGCUGAAGAACGCAAAUUUGACAGGCCAUGCAGAGAAAGUGGGCAUUGAAAACUUUGAACUCUUGAAAGUUCUCGGAACAGGGGCCUAUGGAAAAGUGUUCCUAGUAAGGAAAGUAAGUGGCCAUGAUGCUGGAAAACUGUAUGCCAUGAAAGUACUGAAGAAAGCAACAAUAGUUCAAAAAGCCAAAACAACUGAGCACACAAGGACAGAACGACAAGUUUUGGAGCAUAUUAGGCAAUCGCCAUUUUUGGUCACAUUGCAUUAUGCCUUUCAGACGGAUACAAAGCUUCAUCUCAUUUUAGACUAUAUAAAUGGAGGAGAAUUGUUUACUCACCUUUCACAAAGAGAGAGAUUCUCAGAAAAUGAGGUGCAGAUUUACAUUGGAGAAAUUGUUCUGGCACUUGAACAUCUACACAAGUUGGGAAUUAUAUAUCGGGAUAUAAAACUUGAGAAUAUUCUCCUUGAUUCUGAUGGCCAUGUGGUGCUGACAGACUUUGGUCUGAGUAAGGAGUUUCUUAAUGAUGAGAAUGAGAGAGCAUAUUCCUUCUGUGGAACAAUAGAAUACAUGGCUCCAGAUAUUGUAAAAGGAGGAGAUACAGGACAUGAUAAGGCUGUUGACUGGUGGAGUGUUGGCGUUCUCAUGUAUGAAUUAUUAACUGGAGCAUCACCAUUUACGGUUGAUGGAGAGAAAAAUUCCCAAGCAGAAAUUUCUAGGAGAAUAUUAAAAAGUGAGCCACCUUAUCCACAAGAAAUGAGCGCACUAUCUAAAGAUAUAAUUCAACGUCUUUUGAUGAAAGAUCCCAAGAAGAGACUAGGUUGUGGUCCAACUGAUGCUGAUGAAAUCAAACAACAUCCCUUUUUCCAGAAUAUAAAUUGGGAUGAUUUAGCUGCCAAAAAAGUAUCAGCUCCAUUUAAACCAGUGAUCAGAGAUGAGUUGGAUGUCAGUAACUUUGCAGAAGAGUUUACAGAAAUGGAUCCAACAUAUUCUCCUGCAGCUACCCCUCAGACUUCAGAAAGAAUAUUUCAGGGAUAUUCUUUCGUUGCACCUUCUAUUUUGUUUAAACGCAACGCAGCUACAGUAGAUCCUGUUCAGUUUCAUAUGGGGGAUGAACGGCCUGGAAUUGCAACUAUUGCCAGAAGUGCUAUGAUGAAGGACUCUCCAUUUUAUCAUCAUUAUGAACUGGAUCUGAAAGAGAAACCAUUGGGAGAAGGAAGUUUUUCCAUUUGUCGAAAGUGCUUACACAAGAAAACUAGCCAAGAGUAUGCAGUAAAAAUAAUUAGCAAAAGAAUGGAAGCCAACACCCAGAGAGAAAUAACAGCUCUGAAACUCUGCGAAGGACACCCCAAUGUAGUGAAGUUGCAUGAAGUUUAUCAUGAUCAGCUUCACACAUUUCUAGUGAUGGAAUUGCUGAAGGGAGGAGAAUUGCUUGAACGUAUUCAGAAGAAGAAACACUUCAGUGAGACAGAAGCCAGUCAUAUUAUGCGCAGACUCGUUUCAGCUGUGAGCCAUAUGCAUGAUGUAGGAGUAGUCCAUAGAGAUCUGAAACCUGAGAAUUUAUUGUUUACAGAUGAAACUGAUAAUUCAGAAAUAAAAAUAAUUGAUUUUGGCUUUGCUCGUUUAAAACCACCUGAUAAUCAACCCCUUAAGACCCCAUGUUUUACUCUUCAUUAUGCUGCCCCAGAACUCUUGAAUCACAAUGGUUAUGAUGAAUCCUGUGACCUCUGGAGUUUGGGGGUCAUUCUGUAUACAAUGCUAUCAGGACAGGUACCAUUUCAGUCUCAAGACAAAAGUUUAACAUGCACCAAUGCAUUGGAAAUCAUGAAGAAAAUAAAAAAGGGAGAAUUUUCCUUUGAAGGAGAAGCUUGGAAAAAUGUUUCUGAAGAGGCCAAAGAGUUAAUUCAAGGACUUCUGACAGUGGAUCCAAACAAAAGAAUUAAAAUGUCCAGCUUGAGAUACAAUGAAUGGCUCCAGGAUGGCAGCCAGCUGUCCUCCAACCCUUUAAUGACUCCUGAUAACUUAGGCUCUUCAGGAGCGGCAGUGCAUACAUAUGUCAAAGCCACUUUUCAUGCUUUUAACAAGUACAAAAGGGAAGGAUUUUGUCUCCAGAAUGUUGACAAGGCACCUCUCGCAAAGAGAAGGAAAAUGAAAAAAACAAGUACAAGCACAGAGACACGUAGCAGCUCCAGUGAAAGUUCACAUUCUUCUUCCUCUCAUUCUCAUGGUAAAACUACACCUACAAAGACGCUGCAGCCAACGAACCCUACUGACAGCAAUAACCCAGAAACCAUCUUCCAGUUCUCUGACUGAAAAGCAGAGAACAUCCUGUCUUGAAAACCUAAGUGUUUAUAAACUUGGUAGUAGCUAUAUUGUCCUCUUCCACCCUUCCUCCCCGUGGCUUACAGGCUACAGGAACGUGUUUGUUGCUUUAAAAAUUUAUUUCAAUCAUACUUUUUAGCUUUGUAUUUCAAUACAUUUGUUUUUAGCAUUAAGUUUGGUAUCACUGGAUAUGGUAUAAUACUAUUAUACAACCAGCAUUGUACUCUCUUAGGGCUAAAUUACUAGUGUGCAGUCAAGCUCCAAGUAAGGAGCUUUGCUGCUCAUGGUACAGCUUAGCGGAAGAUUGUUUCUUGGUGUCAAAAUCUUCCUCCCAGUUUCUUCCCCGCUGUUCAAAGAAAGGAAUGCUCUGUAAAAGGUAUAAAUUUCUUGGAUCUUGUGCUUUUGCCCAGCUGUCAGAAGAAUGUUGUAGAAUUUGAUUCUUCCUUCAUCUAAGGAAUCAUUGGUACAGUGCACCAAACCAAUAUAGUUCCUUAAAACCUUUUAAAUUUGUGAUUACAUUCUGUCCCAUUUAUUUGAAAUCUAAGAACAAAAUGAAGCAUUAUGGAACUCCUCUUGUAUUGCUAUUUUUAAAAGUUACUCCAAAUAUCUCGUUUUAAACAACUGGGAAUAUAAGUCUUAGAUAUUUCUUUUUAUUUAUUUUUUUAAACAUCUAGGAUAAUAGAUGUCUAAUAAGGUGAGGUGACUAGUACUGUGAUACAAUAUUUUUAUUUCUACUUUUUGAAGUUACUGACUUUAAAAAUGUUUUACAGAUUCUAAAAUGUAAUGAUAUAACAGAGAGAGUGAAAUUUCAUAUUGAGUGCUUUGGAAAAUGGUCACAUGUUAAAAUAUCUAUUUCAAGAGUUAACUAUAAUUUAUAUUUUCUUUUUAUAUUUACACAAUUUUAAAAUACUGAGAUUUUUUUAAAGAUGCAAAAACUCCAGUUUCAAUAUUUGUUAUUGUAGGGUCCAUAUGAAAUGUAUACCAAGUUAUUUGAAUUUUGCAUUGUGCAAAUAUGGUAUUUGAUUUAAUAGUUACUGUAAAGUAUUAGAAUUUUUUUUGUUUUUGCACUUUAUAACAUCAAAAUGAGAUGUUUUAUAAUAAAGUGCACACAGAUCUUUAUUCCUACAAGGUGCUGAGCACUGCUUUGCUGGGUUGAAUCACCUGAAGUCCACCUUAUUGGUGGUUGUGGUCAUUGUGAAGAACUCUGUACUUUGCAGGACUGAAUCCCUGUAUAUUAUCCAGUGUUUUCAUUCCUUACUUUAAAUUGCAAAGCUCUUUCUAGCUUGCUUUUACAUUGUAUGUAACAAAUACUAGACCUGGGCACCUUGUGUAGUGUAGUUAUUAACAACUCAUGCACUGGGAAUACUAAAGGGAAACUAUAUUGAACACUGUGCUUCAUAAUUUGUUCACUGUGGUGUUCUACAGUGACGUAUUUCCUACUGUGAUAGUAUAGUAUGUACAUAACUGUUUGGAAUCAUAAAUGUGACAGAAACAUUAUCAGCGAUAAACUGAUAAAAAUAAAUUGAUCAGCAUAUUUUAUAGGUUUAUGGAGAGCACUUUUAUUGCUCGUAUUCUCAAUGACUAGGGAUAAUUUAAGUGCUGAAGAAGAUUCCAGUUUUGCAAAUACUUAUGCAUGUGAGUCUUUCCACUGAAAUCAGAGAAACUCAUUGUGAAAAGUCAGGCAUAUGCAUAAAUUUGUGCGAUGGAAGAUGAAUUGAAUAGGAUAUUUUGUUAAUAGCUUACUGUAUCUUAAAGUAAACUUAAACCCUAUGCAAAAAAGGUUAUAGGAAUUGUUUAUAUUAGUGGUUUUAUUUAUAGAAUUACAUCAGAUAUCAGUAUUGAUAAACACAACACAUCCAUGUUUACAGGGAUUGUGUGUAUCAAAAUAAGGCUUUGAAGCCCAACAUGUUUGUUCUAUGUUUCUUUAAUAUUAAUAAUGGCAUUCUGAGGUUUGGGAAUUGCUUAUGUGAAUUACUUUACUACUUUCUUGAUGUGAAUGUCAACAGUAAUUGCAGCAUUAAUUUCAGGUUGAUGUGAAUCUUGAGAUUUGCACUGUUUAUGUAGAAGUAGUAUAUUUAAAGAUCAGUGUAUGUGCUAAUAACACAACCAGUUUUAAGUGGCCGGUGUUAAAAUAUUGAAAAAUAAUUGUCAAUGUAAUAUAUGCAGGUUUGCUUUCUGAAUGCUUUCUUUGGAAGUAAUCUCAAUAGUGAACAUGGCUCAUUUGUAAAGAAAUACCUUCCCUUUCCCCAAUAAACUUGCUGUAAAUACAGAAAAAAUGCACAAUUAAUACUUGUUAUGCAUAGAGUUCAAGUGAAUUGGCGGGGGCAGGUUGUAAAGUUCAGUGGCUUGCACUUUGAGGAGUUCCUGCCAUGGAAUUUGUUUUCUUCAAAGUGGAUACAGCAAAAACCUGUUUUGGGGUUUGAUUUCAUUUAAGUGUAGGAAGGUUUUGAGUACUAAAUGGAUUUGGACUAUUGUGACCCAGCUGAAAUAAAUUUUUAAAGUUAGAAACAUAA
This is a messenger RNA of Dromaius novaehollandiae (emu), 5401 nucleotides long. It is a transcript of the gene RPS6KA5, whose product is annotated as ribosomal protein S6 kinase A5. NCBI's taxonomy places the organism in Eukaryota, Metazoa, Chordata, Aves, Casuariiformes, Dromaiidae. The record is from RefSeq and is a predicted model, not a curated record. Gene Ontology annotation, biological process: intracellular signal transduction; regulation of DNA-templated transcription; peptidyl-serine phosphorylation. The transcript has 17 exons. Gene Ontology annotation, molecular function: ATP binding; magnesium ion binding; protein serine/threonine kinase activity. Bases 510 to 2879 code for a protein of 789 amino acids.